CCGCAUUUGAAAUUUGCCCAAAUUUUCGCUUUCUCUCAAAGCAGCUUCAUCUUCUUCCCUCUCAUUUUUCAACUGAGCGUCUCACAGAAGACCGCCUCCCACCAAUCCAACGCCAUUGUUUUUGGGUCAAAGGUUCCAUUGAAGCCCACUGGAAUUUCACGUUCCAUAAUGUCGGAAGCAAGGGAUAGAUUGGAGAGGCAAGUGGACCAUGCCGAGGUAUUUGCUCGUCGGAGAUCGGAAGGUAUAUUGGACGAGCAAGAAAUGAAUUCUCAUUUGAUAGGUACUCCGAUUGCGCGCCCCACAACGACGACUACUGCUCAACAAAGACCUACGAAUCCCGGCCCUGGUGGAGGUGGUGCGAAUCUGAGACGGGCUUUUGGUUCUCCCAUUUCUGGUGGAAUUGGGCGCAAUAGAUUUCUUUACAGAUCUCCAGUGUUGAACCGCGAGAAUACGGCGGCUGGGAGUUCCCGGCGGAAUAGAUCUCGGGGUAGGAACAGUGUGUUACCGAUUUGGUACCCAAGAACCCCUCUCCGCGAUAUAACUGCAGUUGUGAGGGCAAUUGAAAGGACAAGAGCUCGCUUGAGAGAAAAUGAAGGCCAAGGAAGUGACAAUAGUCCAGCUCCCUCGGACGAAAGAGCUUUAGAGUAUACCGUAUUGGUGGCAGGUGAUCAUCAAGAGCCAAGCAUUUCUCUAGUCACCCCAAAACCAACUGUAGGCAAAGUUCGAAAGAUUCUUCGUGGAAUCGCGAAUGAAAACACGGUAGGGGCCGAGACUCUCACUCCCCAGAAGAAGCUCUUGAACUCCAUAGACAAAGUGGAGAAAGUAGUAAUGGAGGAGUUGCAGAAAUUGAAAAGAACGCCUAGUGCCAAGAAAGCAGAGAGGGAGAAAAGAGUUCGUACUUUAAUGUCGUUUCGUUGAUUCAUUUCAACACGAAAAACACUCCCGGAAUUCUUUUGGCAAUCAUCAGAAUCAACUCAGGAACUUUUUGGAUCAAUCAUCUGCUGAUGAUUAUUACUUCGGUCAAGAGCGGCUGUUGAUCAGAGGGAGGGGAGAAAGGGAUCCUCAUCUUCUGAUGAGAUCUCAUCUCUGGAUGACUAUUAUAUGUUAGUUUCCUGUUAAAAUGAAUCCUUUUCAUUUGCAUAAACCAUCUUUGCUUUUAGAUGCUUAGUUUAGUAAGGGAUUUUACAAAUAUAUAGGCUAUUUUGUUGAUGUAAGGGUCUGCCUUUGUUUUACUACAGAUAUAGAUAGAUAAAAGCAGGCCUUUUCUGGGCGGUGGAAAUGUUGUAAAUAGAAAUUUUAUUCACUUUAGACUUGAAAUUUUUGCCUUUCGAAAUCCUUAUAAGAUAAAAACAUUUUUGAU
This is a messenger RNA of Benincasa hispida (wax gourd), 1360 nucleotides long. RefSeq names its product protein POLYCHOME. Gene Ontology annotation, biological process: negative regulation of ubiquitin protein ligase activity; regulation of nuclear division. The record is from RefSeq and is a predicted model, not a curated record. Gene Ontology annotation, cellular component: nucleus. Lineage: Eukaryota; Viridiplantae; Streptophyta; Magnoliopsida; Cucurbitales; Cucurbitaceae.